Molecule: messenger RNA, 750 nt
Organism: Dromiciops gliroides (monito del monte)
Lineage: Eukaryota; Metazoa; Chordata; Mammalia; Microbiotheria; Microbiotheriidae
Product: cystatin-like
Exons: 3
Coding region: 156-581 (141 amino acids)
Molecular function (GO): cysteine-type endopeptidase inhibitor activity
Source: RefSeq, a predicted model, not a curated record
CUAUGGAGCCUGGCAGGGUUCCAAAGCAUUUCGCAGCCGCUUGUUCCUCAGAGAAGCAAAUCUGAGAACUCCCCUGCCUACCAGCCUGCCUGCGUGCCUGCCUGCCUCACUGCUUGCCUGAUUGCCUGCCUGCCUGCGCACCCCUGGUUGCCACGAUGGCCGCCCCCCGAUCUUUCCUGCUGCUGCUGCCACUGCUGCUGCUCGCCCUGGUCUUCACUGUCUACGCCGACCAUCCUCCCCACCUCAUCGGUGGCCUCUCCGAGGCCAACGAGAACGAGGAGGGAGUGCAGCAAGCUCUGAAUUUCGCCAUGACUGAAUUUAACCGGGGCACCAACGACAAGUACGGCAGCCGAGUAUUCCGGGUGUUGCGAGUCAGAAAACAGAUUGUGAGUGGUGUGAAAUACUACUUUGAUGUGGAGGUUCAUCGAACAACCUGCAACAAGUCUGUAGCUGACCUUUCAAACUGCCCCUAUCAUGUGGACCCACCUCUGAAAAAGCACUCCAUCUGCCAGUUUGAGGUGUACACAGUUUCUUGGCUCAACCAAAAUAGCCUUGUGAAGAAUGAGUGCAGAGAUGCCUAGGUGUAUCCUUGAACACAUCUGUGACCACUCUGAUCUGCAGCUGAUGUCUCUUUUUUAAAAAAAAGAGUUAUAACAACAAUUAUUACCUAAGUAUUAGUGUUGUGUAAGAUAAUGAUGUAAUGUCCUCCCUAAGCUGGCAAAAGGAAGAAAUAAAGGCUUGUCAAAGUAC